Messenger RNA from Hordeum vulgare subsp. vulgare (domesticated barley), 663 nucleotides. RefSeq lists its product as uncharacterized. The record is from RefSeq and is a predicted model, not a curated record. Lineage: Eukaryota; Viridiplantae; Streptophyta; Magnoliopsida; Poales; Poaceae. The transcript has a single exon. Bases 1 to 492 code for a protein of 163 amino acids.
AUGUCUCUCGCCGGCUGCAGCGGCGGCGCGGGGCCGGCGACGUGGACGCCGACGUACUGCACCGUCGUGGCGGCCGACACGUCCGACUUCUCGUACCUCGCCUGCCCGGCCUGCGGCCGCCGCGCGCUCCCGGGCCACCCCGAGGGCCCCCCCUGCGGCGCGUGCGGCGGGCCCGCCCCGGCGCGCGCCUACCGGCUGCUCCUCUCCGUGGCCACCCACGACCGCAUCUUCCCCGUCGUCCUCUUCGACCGAGCCGCGCGCGCCCUGCUCGGCUGCCCCGCCGACGAGCUCGCGCGCCUCUUCGCCGCGCACCGGGGCGCCGCGCGCGCCGCGGCGGACGCCCUGCAGGGGGAGAUGUGCCGCCUGGCGCUGCGCGAGCCCACCAAGGACGGCGCCGAGCACCUCCGCGCCGUCUCCGUCGUGCCGCUCCGCGACGGGUUCCGCCCGGUCGUCGACACCCUCAGGACGUUCUACUCGCGCGCCGGCGGCUGACCGCCAUGCUUAGAUGGAGCGUACGUGUUCGAUGAAAUGCUUCGAUGUGUCCUGCUCUGUAGUAUUGCGAACUGUACUACCAACCAAUGAUCUCUGCAAAGGUCUCUUUCUGCCAGAUUGCGGUCAAAAUUUCACGAGUUAUCAUCUGAUUAAAAUCCAUUUGUGCACUUA